AUGGCCCACUCUCACUCUCACGAUGCUGGCGUCAGCCACUCCCACGAUGACCCCUUCAACGGCCACGGCCACUCCCACGAUAUCCUCGAUGGUCCAGGCUCCUACGUCAACCGGGAGAUGCCACUGAUCGAGGGACGUGACUGGAAGGAUCGUGCUUUCACUAUUGGUAUUGGCGGACCAGUUGGAUCCGGCAAGACUGCACUGAUGCUGGCCCUUUCUCGGGCUCUGCGUGACGAGUAUAACAUUGCUGCUGUCACGAACGAUAUCUUCACCAGAGAAGACGCCGAAUUCCUAACCCGCCAUAAAGCCCUAGCCCCUUCUCGCAUCCGUGCCAUCGAAACAGGCGGCUGCCCACACGCCGCCGUGCGCGAAGACAUAAGCGCCAACCUGCUAGCGCUGCAAAAACUGCAAAAGCAAUUCCAAACCGACCUGCUACUAAUCGAGUCCGGCGGCGACAAUCUAGCAGCCAACUACUCGCGCGAGCUGGCAGACUUCAUCAUCUACGUGAUUGACGUUGCGGGCGGUGACAAGGUGCCUCGCAAGGGCGGGCCUGGAAUUACGGGGUCUGACUUGCUUGUCGUUAACAAGAUUGAUCUUGCGCCUGCUGUUGGUGCUGAUUUGAGUGUUAUGGAGCGCGAUGCGAAGAAGAUGCGUGAGGGAGGCCCGACUGUUUUUGCUGUUGUUAAGGAUGGGAAGGGGAUGGAUCAUAUUAUUAAUUUGAUUAUUAGUGCUUGGAAGGGGAGUGGUGCUUAUGAGGAGAGUUUGAGGAGGUGGAAGGAGGGUGCUGUGAGGGGUUCUGGGAGUGUUGAUGAGUAG
Penicillium arizonense is the source of this 816-nucleotide messenger RNA. Its product is annotated as urease accessory protein UreG. Bases 1 to 816 code for a protein of 271 amino acids. NCBI's taxonomy places the organism in Eukaryota, Fungi, Ascomycota, Eurotiomycetes, Eurotiales, Aspergillaceae. The record is from RefSeq and is a predicted model, not a curated record. The transcript has 3 exons. Gene Ontology annotation, molecular function: nickel cation binding; GTPase activity.